This is a messenger RNA of Triticum urartu, 525 nucleotides long. Lineage: Eukaryota; Viridiplantae; Streptophyta; Magnoliopsida; Poales; Poaceae. The record is from RefSeq and is a predicted model, not a curated record.
AUGAAGAGAGGAAUCACCGCCGCCGGCCUCCUCCCGCCUACAGCGACGGAGGCGGACGCCGGGCUGGGUCGGACGCCCACGUGGAAGGAGCGGGAGAACAACAAGCGGUGCGAGCGCCGGCGCCGGGCCAUCGCCGCCAAGAUCUUCACCGACCUCCGCGCUCUCGACAGCUACAAGCUCCCCAAGCAUUGCGACAACAACGAGGUGCUCAAGGAGCUCUGCCGCGAGGCCGAAUGGGUCGUGGAGGACGAUGGCACCACCUACCGCAAGGGAUACAAGCCGCCGUCGUCCGGGCCGUUUGGUGGGGUCUCGUCGGUGGGCAUGAGCACCUGCUCGUCCUCGCAGCUGCUCAGUGCGUCGUCGUCGUCGUUCCCGAGCCCGGUGCCUUCCUACCACCCCAGCCCGACGUCAUCCAGCUUCCCGAGCCCCACGCGCCUCGACAACCCCAGCCCCGCCUACCUCCUCCCAUUCCUCCGUGGCCUCCCCAACCUGCCCCUGCUCCGGGUCUCCAACAGCAGGGGGUGA